This is a messenger RNA of Nicotiana attenuata, 715 nucleotides long. RefSeq names its product glutaredoxin-C5-like. The transcript has a single exon. The coding region runs from base 92 to 490 and encodes 132 amino acids. The record is from RefSeq and is a predicted model, not a curated record. NCBI's taxonomy places the organism in Eukaryota, Viridiplantae, Streptophyta, Magnoliopsida, Solanales, Solanaceae.
CAUUCCUCGGACACUCUCACUUCUUUUUCAACUCGGUUUCUUGCUCUCUUUUUAUUUUUUUCAUUCAUCUUAUUCUUCAAUAUUAGCUACAAUGUAUCAAGCAGCAGAGUCAUCUUGGGCUGGAAAUUACCACAACAACAUAGCAACAAGGCGUGGAUCGUCAUCGUCGUCAGACCCGUUGGAGAGGGUUGUGAGGCUGGCGUCAGGAAGCGCGGUGGUGAUAUUCAGCAUGAGCACAUGUUGCAUGUGUCAUGCAGUGAAGAGGCUGUUUUGUGGAAUGGGAGUGCACCCUACGGUGUACGAAUUGGACCAAGACCCCAAAGGCAAAGAAAUGGAGAGAGCACUCUCUAGGCUUUUAGGCAACGCUCCUGCAGUCCCUGUUGUCUUCAUUGGUGGAAAACUAAUUGGAGCAAUGGAUAGAGUUAUGGCUUCUCAUAUUAAUGGCACUCUUGUCCCACUUCUCAAGGAAGCCGGCGCUCUCUGGCUUUGAUUUGACCAAAAAAAUAGCAGGAUUAGGUUGAUGGAUGGAUUGUUCCUCCAUUUUUAAUUUUUGGUUUCCUUAAUUAAUGUGCUUUUAAUUUCAUGGCAACCUUGUAGUUGAUGCGCUGAUGCAUGUAUUUCAUGAUUAGCUAUCUCUUGUUGUAGAUAUAAUCAAGAAACCACCUCUAAUGUUAAUCCUUUUUAUUUGUAUUAGUACCAAUACUUUAUUGCUCCU